Adelges cooleyi (spruce gall adelgid) is the source of this 3945-nucleotide messenger RNA. Its product is annotated as zwei Ig domain protein zig-8-like. NCBI's taxonomy places the organism in Eukaryota, Metazoa, Arthropoda, Insecta, Hemiptera, Adelgidae. The transcript has 7 exons. The record is from RefSeq and is a predicted model, not a curated record. The coding region runs from base 576 to 1436 and encodes 286 amino acids. Gene Ontology annotation, biological process: synapse organization. Gene Ontology annotation, cellular component: neuron projection membrane.
ACCGCGCGCAACGCACGUAUCGGUUACUUGGUCCGCUCCGCUGUCGUCGCCGUGCGUGUGAUCUCCAUACUGUAUCCGAGAAGUUUUAAUUAAAUUGUCUGCAUCUAUUUUUUCGCCCCCUACGCCACCCCCCCUUUCCCACCCCGACCUCGCCGGUGUGUACUCACGCGGUUCAUAUACCCGACGCGGCCUUUGGUUCGGGCAAUUUUUCAGUUUUUCGUCCGCGAGUGCGCUUUUGUCUCGGUUCGUUCGUUUAUAUUUUUUGUAUUUGUGUGUGUGUGCUAUCAAAAAUCGGUGGAACAUUUUGUACAAAUAUUGUUUUUUUUUAAUUUUUAACCCUACGACUUUUGUAGUGCGUCUCCGACGAAAACGAGGAAUUUUCACAUAGUGCAAAACACUUACGGUCACGGUACGAUUCGAAAAUAAUGAACACUCGAAUCAAACGCAAUGUUGUACAUUUGACGUGACCGUUUUGAAGAGUAUUACAGACAAACCAGUCAGAAGUCUCCAUUUUGAGACUAGCGCUUGGGAAUCGGUUCGGUAAAACAAAAUAGCAAAACCACACUGCAGUCACGAUGAUUCAGCGGCCCGUUUUCUGCCGUCAGUGCUACAACAUGAUGUUCGUCAUCUGUGUAAUCACAAUCGUCAUUUCAGACAUUGCAGAUGGUCUGCUAAGCAAAUCCAGUAAACAUCAAAACACUUUGGGCGAAUUUUCGGGAAAACCCAAUCUUCCUUACUUCGACAAGGCGGCUUCUAAAAAUGUGACAGCUCCUUUAGGCAAAACAGCUUACCUCAACUGCAGGGUCAAAAAUCUAGCCAACAGAACGGUCUCCUGGGUUAGACACAGGGACAUCCACCUGCUGACCGUCGGCAGGUACACGUACACCGGUGACCAGCGGUUCCGGUCGAUUAAUCAACCGCCCAGCGAAGACUGGACCCUGCAAAUCAAAUACCCACAGAUCAGAGACUCCGGAAUAUACGAAUGCCAAAUAUCCACCACACCCCACAUCAGCCAGUACAUUCAUCUGCAAGUGGUCGAACCCCGAACGGACAUAAUAGGAGGUCCUGAAAUUUUCAUCGAUCGAGGAAGCACAAUCAACUUGACGUGUGUUGUUUUACAUAGCCCGGAGCCACCGUCUUACAUAUUCUGGAAUCAUAAUAAUGCUAUAAUCAGCUACGAUUCGCCGAGAGGUGGAGUCAAUGUGGUGACCGAAAAGGGAGCGGUCACGACCAGCCACCUUCUCAUCCAGGAAGCUCGUGUCGAGGACAACGGCCGGUAUCAAUGCAAUCCGUCCAACUCGCAACCGAAAUCCAUUAACGUGCACGUGUUGAACGGUGAAUACCCGGCGGCUAUGCAACACGGCGGACAAGCCCACCAGCGGACUACUCAUAUGUACUGCCUGAUAUUUUUCGCUUGCAUGCUUUUACACGUUUAAUCUAAUGGUAUUAUGUUAUUAUUUUUGAUUCAAUGUUGUUUUGACCACGUUUACGAUUGUCCGUUUUUUUUUCGAGAGGGUUUUCUCCUAUUUCUAUCGGCGAUCAACGAAACUGUUGUAAUUCGCAAUCCGUUUUUUCUAACACAAGGCACGUCGAUUUAAAAUGUACUGUGUUAGUAAUACCAAUGUCCUCAAAACAAAAUAAACAAAAACUACAAACCUGUGUACAUAAUAACAUAAAAUAAUGGUGUGACAUACGGUAAUUAUCCAUUUAACAUAAGACUCUCGUUUUCUCUGAAGUUAACUAUGUUUUUGUAGUUCUUCUUAUAUUAUUUUAUAGUAUUAUUAAUAAAAUAUUAAUCGGUAAAUUCUAGAGUUGCAUAAACUAAUGCAACCAAAAUGGCAACUUAAAAUGUUAAAUAAUGUUAAUAUUAAAUAAAUACGUUAUCGUUAAAGUUUUGAAAUUUGAUAGAGCUCUGAAAAAUACCAAAAAAUGUGAAUCUUUAGUUAUUUUAUAAGUAUUAUAAAAUAACAUAAUCAAAUAUUUUUUGCAAAGAAAAAUGAAUAAAUUUAAUUAUUUCAAUAUUGAGUGUCUUGCGUUAAACGGAUCAUCCUGUAUAUAAUAUAAUAUAGUACUAAAAUUAUUAUCGGAAAGCGAGUUGAGUAUAAAAUGUAUACACUAUUUUAAACAGUAUCGAAAUGAUGAACGGCAUUCGGAGAUGACCGAUUCAAUGUAAUUUACUAAACUCAUCUUACAUUUUUUUUUCAUCUUCUCCUGUCAUUGUUGUGAUGAUAGAUUGAGAAUUAUAAUUUUGAUAUUUAAUCAACGGGUACAUAAUAUUUAAAUACCUUCAAAUGUUUGAAAAAUUCAUAAAUAUAAGAAUAUGCCGUUUGUUACAGAAGGAAAUAUUUAUUACGGAUAAUGUAAUACUUGUAAAUAAAUAAUUAAAUAUAACAUUUUAAUGAAUAGCUAGCAAGUACUACUUUAGAUGUUCCGUAAAAGGAAAAAAUAAUAAUUUUCCUCCGUUUUAAAUGUGUAAAUAUAAUUUGUAAUAAAAUAUUAUGUUAUGAAUAAAACGUGACAAAUAAAAAACAUUUUACCGGUAUUUCAAUACCCAUUAUGAACAGCCAAUAAAUUAUUUAUAUUUUUCUUUUGCAAAUAUUUCACUCUCCGCAGAAAUAAUAUAAAUUUAAUAAUAAUUCUCAUAAGAAUAACUGUCACAAUAUGUUUAACACUUUCGGAAUAAUAAUUAUACAUCGUGUUUUUGCAGGAAAUCAAUAUCAAAAAACACAUAUGUUUCAGUAGUACUUCCUUUACGUUAUUAAUUUAAUAAUCAUCAAAUAUUAUACUUAAAACAUUUUUUUACCCAUUCUGUCAAACAAAAUAUAUUUAUGUUGGCAAUGUUAAUAUCCUGAAACAGAGUCGUUCGUCAUUUUUUUUAAACAUAAUUUUCCUCUUAAUAUAAGUUAACCUUUAUUAUUGAAAAAAAAUUUGUAUUAAUAUUAAUCAAAAGUAAAUUUGGUUUACGUGCCGAAAAUAGAUUCGUUAUACUAGGUAUACCUAUCUGUGUUAUCUUCCCAUUUUGUUGUGAUAAUGCCACUGAUAUACAUAAGACGAUAGAACCUGAUAUCUUAUAAAACGCGCAAACAAUACUUUUUAAGUGUACCCUUCCAAUUGACAGCUUUGGAUUUAUUUGAUGGACAAAAAAUUUUUCCGAAAAAAAUUCUAUUAACACUUAUGCAUUUAAUUUAUCAUAUUAUAUACAAAUAAUAAAAAAAAACAUUAAUUUUUAAACGAAUAACCCUAAUGUUGAGUGGGAUAUAGAUGACAAAUAUUAGAGCGUUUUAAUCAAUUCGUUUAUGUAUUUACGAAAACAAUAAUGCAUUACCUUCAUCAAAUACCGUUAAAAAAACCGUCAUGGUUUAGACGGGUGAUUUUUAUAAUCUGAUAUGUGUAUAACUAAAAUAAAAUAAUCAAAAGUAAUAUAUUAUUCGUAGUAUUAGUUUUAGGAUAAUUUUAAAAUAUAUUCAUAAAUUAUUGUAAAAUCGCAAACCCAUAUAAUAUAAUACCUGUAAAUAGUUAUAUAUUUUACAUAAUACAGCAAACUAAAUUCAAUAAAGUAUACAAGAGAAAGUGAUAUUAUCAAUAAUAUUGACAGUUAACGAUAUUCCAAACACAAAUAUUGGAAAAUAAUCAUCCGGAUCCGUUUAUUUAGAUUUCAUUAACUAAAUACAUAUUAAAUUAUUUCACGUUAAAUAUAUUCCAUAAGUUGUAAACAUAUAAAAACAACCCAUAAAAUGUGUUGAUUAAUGUAAAAAACAUUAAUGUGUUAUGUGUUAUGAACUACCAAUUUAACUGUAUGGCAAAUGUGUAUAUCAUUUGCCCACAGUUAUAUAAAUAUUAUACAUAUAUGUACAUUUCUUUUUUGUAAUUAAACAAUUGUACAUAGUGAAAUUAUUGUCAUACGCUAAUAAAUUUGCCUAACCAAAACCUAAUGUUGUAUUUUUA